UGGCUGCUGCUGGCUGCUGCUGGGGAACUUUAGGAAUGGUGGAAGGCAUGCAACUCCAUCCUGGGAAAAUACGGAUGCAAACAACAUCCUCACAUGCUCGCUUUCAUUACUAAAUGCGCAUUUCUCUUCGGUCAUCGGUAUGGUGGCGCAUUUCUCGAAAGGCAUAACGAUAGCAUGAUUUCUGAGCUUAUUCAACAACUCGUCGCCAAUUUUGUUUUGCCGCUAACCUGCUCGCCUCUCCAUCUUUUUUUUUCCCAAAAUUAGGUAAUGUCAUCUUUGAUGCUGUGAAGUUGGAUGCAGAAGAUCAGUUUGGCUGGAGAUAAACACCUGUUGCUGCUGGUGGGUUUGUUUAAGGACACAUCUGGAAUAAUCAUCCACUUUUUGGAUUAAAAAUGAAAGUGACAGUGACUUUUGGAAGGACUGGUGUAGUUGUCCCAUGUAAGGAAGGAUGGACGGUCCGGGAUCUCAUCCAGCAAGCUACCCAGAGAUACAGAAAACUACUGGAGCAGGAGGGAGAUUUCCUGGUACGAACGCACCAUGUUGAGUACUGUGAUGGGGGAAUUCUGGACCCUGAUGAUGUGCUAACAGACCUCGUGGAAGACAAGGACAAGCUGAUCGCUGUGUACGAGGAAAAGGAGGCCCAGCAGAGGGGUGCCAUGAGUCCUGGGAAUGGAACAGGGACAGGGAGCAGCAUAACAGGACAGUCCAGCCCUGAACCCUAUGACUCUGAACUCACCUGUUUCCAGCCAAUCAAAGGAGGAGAAAUCGAAGUCAACUCCUCUGCCCUCAAAUCUAGUACUCCUCUGUUGGUACGGAGUAGUAGUGAUUCAGCCCUUGCAUCCCCUCAGACUGAUGAUCUGAAUGGCAGACACAUGGGAAUACAUGUGCAGACUGACAUGGACUUUUCAGUCGAGGUGACUGGCAGCAACAAAUCUGGCCAUUUCAGUGUCAACAGCCUCACAAAGACAGUGGAGAUUUCUGGAGAACAAGGGCCUCUAGGAAUACACGUGGUGGCAUACUGCUCCUCUCUCAGUGGAAGGGCUCUUGGCCUGCACAUUAGAGGCGUGGAGGAGAAUAGUCGCUCCAAGAGGGAAGACAUCUUUCAGGACGAUGAGUGUAUCGUUAAAAUCAAUGACACUGAAUUAAUGGACAAAUCCUUUUCACAAGCACAGGAAAUAUUCCGGCAAGCCAUGCAUUCACCCACCGUUCGUUUAGAAGUCGUUCCAGUUGUUAAUAAAGAUCGCUAUGAGAAGAGUGUGAUCGGUCACCUCUUUAACUCAGAAAACCCUGACACAUCUACACAGACCAAAGACCCUUCUCCACUGAAGGUGAAGCCCAUUAUGCUGCCUUUGGAGUCCUCGGGAGGGCAAGCCGAGCUUCAGGAGUCUAGCAGCAAUCUUGAGAGUCACUCUCUGGGCUCUCCAUUCACCCACAGCCUCUCCCCCACCCCCAGGGGCAAGAGCAGUGAUAGCCCCCUCCUGAAAAUGAGCAUGGGACAAUCACCUGUGCAAAAUCAGCACAAAAAGGGUGGGAAGAGACUUAGAAUUGACCUCAAGAAAGGUCCUGAAGGUCUGGGCUUCACGGUUGUGACCAGAGAUUCUUCAGUGCAUGGACCUGGCCCCAUCCUCAUCAAAAACAUCCUGCCCAGAGGAGCUGCUGUCAGAGAUGGCCGUGUGCAGUCAGGUGACAGGAUCCUGGAAGUGAACGGUGUGGACAUCACAGGUUUUACUCAGGAGGAACUGGUGGCCAUGUUACGUAGUACUAAGCAGGGGGACAGUGUGUGUCUGGUUGUGGCCAGACAGGAAGACAUGUUCCUACCACGUGAGCUGAAAGAGGAGCAGGCCCGGUUGCUGUUGUCUGAGGAGGGUAAGGAGCAACUGAUGUUCGAGGUUCCUCUCAAUGACUCAGGCUCAGCUGGGUUAGGGAUCAGCUUGAAGGGGAAUAAGUCCCGAGAGACCGGCGAGGACCUGGGGAUCUUCAUCAAGUCCAUCAUCCAUGGAGGAGCAGCUUUUAAGGAUGGGCAUUUACGCAUCAAUGACCAGCUUAUUGCCGUCAAUGGUGAGUCACUGUUGGGGAAGUCCAACCAUGAGGCCAUGGAGACCCUGCGGAGAUCCAUGUCCAUGGAAGGAAACCUGAGAGGAAUGAUCCAACUUGUGGUACUCCGUGCCCUACCAUCUAACCAGGAGUUCAAGGAAAUGCGACAAAUUCUCAAUCGAUCCUUUGAUAGCUGUAUGGGGCUGGCAGGGCACCUCAGCCAAUCAGACGCCAGCGUUCAGCCACCCAUUGUGAUGAACAGCAUCUAUGAGCGAUGUACAGUUUCAAAUGGUGGAUACAGUCACAUGGAAGAGGGGGAUAAUGAAGGGUCUUCCACUAAUCCACACAGACAGGACAGCCUGAUGCUUCAGCAGAGUGUGAAUUCAGGUCUUCAUUCAGCGGACACUUCUGUGAUUGAUGGAGGCCAGCAGGGUCCUGCAGAGCGGAAUCAUGUCAAGUCCUCCAAGAGCAUGGAUCUGGGGAGUGGUGUGGUGGAGUUGGGACCUACGUUAGGCCUGAAGAAGUCCAGCUCUCUUGAGAGUCUGCAGACUGCCAUGACGGAGGCUAAGAAAAAUGAUCUGCUGCACUUCCAUAGGCCCCGCCCACACAUGGUUAGGGGGCGUGGUUGCAACGAGAGCUUCCGCGCAGCCAUUGACAAAUCGUAUGAUGGGCCACCAGAGGAUGAUGACGAUGACGGGUCGGACCAGAGCUCUGGACGAGACACUCCGGCCAGCGGCUCCUCCAGACAGGGUACAGGAGACAAUGAGGAGAACAAGAAAGAUAAAAAGAAGAAGGCCAAAGGAAAGAAGAAAGACAAGUUGAAAAGCAAAGGAAAGGAGAAAGAGAAGAAGAAAGCCGAGGAGGCCAGUGAUGAGCUGGAUAAGAAGACCAAGAAGAAAGGAUUCGGGUUACUGAGAUUUGGGAAGAAAAAAGAAGAGAAGAGCAAGACGGAGACAAAAGUUAAUGCACAGAAGCAGAUGUCAGAAAUUCUAAGUGAGGAAGAGUUGGAGAGGAUGAAGGAAGAGAGAGAAAGAAUUGAGGCCAAGCACCAGGAGCUGCGGGACCGGCAGGUUCAAGAUUGUUUUGCCCCACCUGACGUAGAGGAUGAUGAUCUGGACCCGAACUACGCCCGUAUCAACAACUUCAGGCAGCGUGGGUCACCUUCCCAUCCCGCAUAUGGGAACUGCUGCCCUUACUCACAAAGACCCCCACCCCCAGUGUCACACAGCAGAGAGCUAUCCACAGAGGACCCUCUGGACGGCCUGUACGCUAAAGUCAACAAACAACGAAGCCCUCCACCAUCUGCAGCGGACAGUGGUAUGGACCGUAUUCAGCAACUAAGGAGAGAGUAUCUUCAGGCUCGUAGGGAGGGAGCAGCUCCAUCCUACGAGGAGCUAGAGGCCCGACGGAGAGGACCAGAGUAUGACCCACACAAAAUGCCAGUGAGAAACCCUGACCCCAGACUGACACCCCGCUACGAGGAUGUGGAGCGACACUACGCCUCCCUGCCCAGAAGACCACCAGUGGAAAAUGUGUAUCCAUUGCAGUCGUGGGCAGGACACAGGGACCCUGUGCACUACCCAAACCCACACUCAGGCUACCACCCCAGCUACCCUCCCAGGGAAAACUACCCUCGCCCAGUGGACCCUCAGCAGAGUGACUCAGGGUUCUAUCACCCUCCUCCGCAACAGAGAGGCCCACUGCGGCAGGACGUGCCCCCUUCUCCCACCAUACCUCUCCGAGGCCCACGCUAUGACACCAUAAAUCGCGGAGGCUACCGCAACUUCAGCCCAGAGCGCUACGCAUAUGGAGAUCAGCGACACUCUGACCCGAGACAGAAGAGUGCAAUGACGGCAGCUGUUUAAACCCACCAUUUAUUUUUUGCCCUGUGUACGUUGUUUAUAGAAUAAGCACCAGAUUGAGCAUCAUGUGUUUAUCGACAGGUGUUUACAUGUUUUUUACUAACAAUUUUGCUAGCCAAAGCAACAUCUUGGAGUUGUGAUGGGAAAAUUAUUACCCAAUAUGUAACCCAGUUCCACUCAGUAUAAGGCCUCAGACUGUCCCUUUCCCUGUGUGUGUGUGACUGUGCUUAAAGGGAUAGUUCACCCAAAAAUGAAAAUUCUCUCAUCAUUUACUCACUUUCAUGCCAUCUGGACCUACAAAGCUCAGAUAUUCUUGUAAAAAUCUUUGUUUGUGUUCUGCAGAAGAAAGAAAGUCAUGCACAAUGAUGAUGAGAAUUUUCAUUAUUGGGUGAACUAUCCCUUUAAAGUCUAUGUUUGUGUCAGUUAGAAUUAUUUAGGAUGAAUGCUGUCCCACAAUGCUCUGUGGUUACGGGCCACCUCAGCUUGAUAGGAUAGUUCACCCAAAAAUGAAAGUUGUCAUCUAAUUUCGUUUUAAACCCAUAUUACUUUCUUUCUUCUUUGGAACAAGAGAGAAGAAAUGUUGCAAAAUGUUUACACUGCUUUUGUUUUUUUUUUUUUUUUUUUUUUUGUUUUUUUGUUUUUUUUACAUCCAGUGAAAGUUUUGACAUGCUCCAAUGUACAAUAUAUUCCACAGAAAGUCACACAGGUUCAGAACAACAUGAGGGUGAGUAAAUUAUAACAGAAUUUUCAUAUUUGGGUGAUCUAUCCCUGGUCUGUUUUGAUGGUUUUAGAGCUGGUUUUUUGAAUAAAUGUUGGCCUGCAAUGCCCAAAGAUAAUGUGCCAUCUCAGUAGACUGAGGUUUGGACAAUUUAAGUAUGAGGGAGCAUUUGCGCCCUGUAUUAAACUCUACAAUAGUAGUACUGUACAAUCUUUACAGUGGCCAUGUGAAACUGUGGAAUUUAUAUACUAAUGUGUGUGUGGUUAUACUUGCAUGUUUAAAGAUGAAAGGGUGUUAUUUUAUGUAUGUUAGAGCACUCCAUACUCUUCUUGAGUGUAGCCAUUCUGUUCUUAUUGUGGAAGCCACUAUAUGACUGCAAAUCACCACCAAUCACUUUGUCACUCUGCAAAAAGUAGCUAUAAAUAUUUCCUUUUUACUCAAAGAUUUGGUCACGUGUAUUGGAAAGAAAAAGUAGCUCAAAUUACAUACAGUAAAUCUAAGUAGGUCUCAGAUAUUUUGUUAAAGGCAUCAUUUUAAUUUUCAAAAAUAAAAAUUAUUUCAUUAUUUCUGCCCUCAUGUUAUUCCAAACCCAUAUGGCUGCUAGCAUUCAGUGAAACACAAAAGAAAAUAUUAGGCAGAAUGUUAGCCUCAGUCAACAUUCACUUUCAUUGCAUCUUUUUUUCUAUACAGUGAAAGUGAGUGGUGACUGAGACUGUCAUUCUGCUUAAAAUCUACUUUUUAUGUUCCACAGAAGAAAGUCAUACAGGUUUUGAAUGACAUGAGGGUGAGUAAAUGAUGACAAAAUGAGUUUUGGGUGAACUAUCCCUUUAAAACAGCACAAUACAACUUAACAUAGCACUCAUGAAAUCUGUCCUGUAUCUGAAGUUAUAUAAACAGAGCAAGAUAAAGAAAAAGAGUGUUUGUCAGGAAGAGGAAAGGAGGGUCCAUAAAACCUCUGACAGAGGAAGGAUGAGAGAGGGUCAGAUCUGUACCCCCAGGAACCGAGCGCCGUCCCGAGCUUACAGAGUUGCCACCUGAAUCCAAACCCUUUUAAAUAGGUUGAUCCCUGGCCUGACAUGUUUGGAGAAAGGGGUUGGGCCAUCAAUUAUUUUGGAUCUGAAUGUUUGUUUACUAUUUUGUAUUUUAUUCCUGAUUAUUGAUUUCACCUGUUUUGGUACGAAAGACUCUCUCUGCAUUCAGAGUUCAGGUAACAGUAUAAAUACAAGUGUUAUUUACUGUAGUAUGCAAUAAUCAUGUCAAACACAUAUGUAACUUUUAUAAAACAAAAAUUAAAAGAUCUGUGCACCCAGUAUCACUGCAUACAUUAAUAGCCUACUAUGUAAAAAAAAAAAUGUCUUUUAUAUAACACAUUUUCA
Myxocyprinus asiaticus (Chinese sucker) is the source of this 5990-nucleotide messenger RNA. Its product is annotated as partitioning defective 3 homolog B-like. Gene Ontology annotation, biological process: cell adhesion; establishment of centrosome localization; establishment of cell polarity. The transcript is spliced from 23 exons. Gene Ontology annotation, molecular function: phosphatidylinositol binding; protein binding. NCBI's taxonomy places the organism in Eukaryota, Metazoa, Chordata, Actinopteri, Cypriniformes, Catostomidae. Bases 393 to 3899 code for a protein of 1168 amino acids. The record is from RefSeq and is a predicted model, not a curated record. Gene Ontology annotation, cellular component: adherens junction; apical junction complex; apical plasma membrane.